Molecule: messenger RNA, 213 nt
Organism: Penicillium arizonense
Lineage: Eukaryota; Fungi; Ascomycota; Eurotiomycetes; Eurotiales; Aspergillaceae
Exons: 2
Coding region: 1-213 (70 amino acids)
Source: RefSeq, a predicted model, not a curated record
AUGGCCUCAUGCGUCGUCCCUGGAAUCUGGAUGGAUGCCAUCCCAAACAACCUUGCAUCUGAUGUGCAUACGUACCUACAGGCCGAGCGUCUCCGGGGAGGCUGUCUGGACCAAAUCGGACCAAUGCAGAAAGGUCUGCCGGUCCCAGUCCUGCUGGUUGCCGACAUCGAUAUUGGUCCGCCAUUGCUGUGGUGCUCGGAACUUUACCAGUGA